Molecule: messenger RNA, 4809 nt
Organism: Myodes glareolus (Bank vole)
Lineage: Eukaryota; Metazoa; Chordata; Mammalia; Rodentia; Cricetidae
Source: RefSeq, a predicted model, not a curated record
CUCUUUCUCCCUGCUCCUCUUUCCUUCCAUCUCUCUCCCCUAUUCCCUCCUCAGUGAAUGUGAUUCUGCGCUCUUGACUCCAAAGAGCUGUUGGCGCAGAUGCCAAGUGCCCAGUGUAGCCCAGUGGUUGUAUCCUGCCUGAUCAGGCUACCCCAGGUGGAGGAGGACCCCAGGGUCUGUGUUCAGUCAUUGCCGUCCCUGAGGAAUCUCCGAGCCAUGUGCCCCUUUCCUCAUAUCCCUGUGGCCUCCCAGAUGGCCUGAGCUAAGCCAGAAGCCACUAGCCGUGACCCAGUUCCAACAACCAGUGUGUUCCCCUUGGAAAAGCCCUGGAGGAGACCCACACAAAAGUCUGAUGAAAAUUGACUUGGGUAUAGCUGGAGACAUACCACUUCGUGCAUAGCUUGUAAGGCUGACUCAAGUGGCUGCAGGGUCCUAAGGGGUCUUGAUGUGGAUUCCAUGUGAGAUGGAUGGACCCGCCCCCAGGACCACUUUCUGCCCAUGUGUGCAUGCUGGGCGCCUUCUGAGGAUGGGAACAUGGAAGAGACUGGCUGGGUGGUAGGUGGAGGCUACAGGGAGGCAAGAGGGCCAGGCUGCUCCCCAAAAAGAAGGCCGUCUCAGAUGGGAAUCUGUGGGCAGGUUUGGAGUGAGAACAAAGUGAGUACGGAGGGGUCCAGACCUGAAGUUCAGAGAUCUUGCAGCUCAAAGCACUGCGGAAGCCACAAGAAUGAGCCAACGCAGGCCGUGUAAGGUGGCAGACGGAGAGACACUGAAUAUGGCAGCCCUGGGGUGGGGUCAGGGAACAUCCUUGCCGCCUGGUCAGGUGUCCGGUGUUUCCCCAAACCCCUGCUGUGAGCACAAGCCAUGCUGCAAAGUUGGGCUUGAUUAUCUCAUAAAAAGAUGCCCCCUCAUGCUUGCUCAGCGCAGGGGUUGCCAUGGAGACCAGCGGGCAGGCCCCAAGGGGGGCCAGGCUGGAGCCAAUUACUGUGGCUACAGCAGAAGAGCCUACCCCAGCCCCUGUGCUGACAGGGUAGGUGAGAAGGGCCGCCUCUCAGAAGUUGAUUUCCAACAGGAACACAGCUGUGUGUUUUACCUUCUGCCUGACAAGACUGAGCACAUAGCCGCUCCUCCAGUUGCCCACCUCCCUACUGUGGCUCAGCCCUGGACCCCCAAUGACCCCAGCUGAACUGUCAAUGGGCAACCUCAGUCCUGGGAGCUACAGUCUACUGCUGGUGUGGUGGAAGGCACAGAGAUUGGUGGUUCCUUCAAUGUAUGUGAGGUCCAGUUGGCAGCAUGGCGUUAUGGGUAAUAUGUGGUCUGUGGUAUGGCAGGGCUGAUAAUGUGCCCCCCAGUCAUCCAUGACAGUAAAAUCUUCAGCCUGGCCCUGGGUGCAUGAAGGCCCCCCACUUACCCAGCCUUUGUGACAGCAGUUAAGGCAUCAGGGCUGCUGAUGCGGCUGCACCCCACUGUCUCAGGGAGGGCAUGUAAGAAGAGAAUGUGAGAAGCUGCUUAGAUAAAGCCUCAGGCCCAAGUACAGCCCACAUACAUCCAGCCUGGGGCGGGGCAGGGACGGGCAUCCAGGAUUGGGGGCUCCCGGGCCUGGCUUGCCACCAUAGCUGUCAACAAAUGACCCCAGGUCCAGCAAAUCCGCUCACUGAAUGAAGGCACUGAGUCUGAGAAGAGGGCCCCAGAGCCUGGACGCUUGCCCAGCUGUUAGGCAUGCCUGGCCUGAGGGGUCUAGAAUUGAGCAACAGACUGCACCAUGCAGGAGAGGACCCUCUGAGGUAGGGCCCAGUGUGAAGUAGAAGUCCCCAGAGGUCAAGGCUGGGUAGGGAAGGCUGGAUCCUGGUCUUUUCCCAACUCCGAGCAGUUUGCCAGCCUCGGCCUCCUGGCUGCAGAAUCCUGCUGUUAGCUAGCUGCCAAGAAAGGUGUUAGCUGUCAACACAGGUGUUAGCUGUCAAUGACGGUGUUAGCUGAUAAGCCAUAACCCUCCCAGGGGGAUUCACAUUUUAAUAGACUCACUCCUGAAAGAGACUUCGGCAUUCAAAAGGGAUGGGGCUCCAGUGGCAGACCAAGGAGCUUUUCCCUAGGAAUGUGGUGCCCCAGCCCUAGCGGCUGCUGCCAAGUAUAUAGGUCCUUGGUCACACCCAGGUAUAUCUGGCCCAGGGACCUAGGAUGGGGCCUGGUGCCUUGGGGCCACUGAGAGAAGUAGGAUGGCAACCAACAUGGAUGGGCAGGAAGGCUGGGAAGGGAUGGAGCGGAGAAUGAGGCCGCUUGGAGGAGGCUGCAGAAGGUGUUCAGAGCCAAGUCAGGAAGUGCUUAAAAGGGAGGCGGUGUGGAGGAGGGAGCAGCCUGCCCUGGGGGCCUGGGAGAGGCCCUCUCUCCCCCACCUGCCCCACACCCAGGCUCCUCUUCCUCAGACAGCAGGGGUGCUAGUGAGGAGACCUACCCCAGGCCUCAGGAGACCCCCUACAGACAAAGCCCUUCAGGGACUCAGGCAUAGCUCCCAUUUUGGCAUGAGGGGGUUCCCUAUAAUUCCAGCUGCCAGAGGUUAUCAAAAGCUGUAGGGGCCUGGGCAGGAUAUGGAUUGUGAGCCUCAGCCCCUACUCGGCAGCCUGGGCCAAGGGACCUGGCAGGUCUAGGGAUGAAUCUCAGACUCCUACAGGGUUUCUCAGAUUCCCCUGCUACCUUAGCCUGUAGCCUGGUGGGACUGAUUUGAGCAGAUCAAGGAUAAAGCUAAGACAAAUGAAGAUAAACAACGGCCAGGUCCCAGCAGCUGUGUGCUCUGGAGUUCAGAGGUGGUGUAUGCAGCUACCCCAGAAGGUCUUCAGACAUGUGACUUAAUGACCAGCUGGGCUAAUACUCUGAGGGUGAGCUACAGUGCACCAGUCAUGCCUGCAGGUGUGUGAGUGAGGGUGGCAUGAGGGUUAGGGGUGCAGACAUGGCCACCAGUGUGGAAUAUGUACUUCCAAGGACAGCUUACAGCCCAAUAUUAUCUGUAUGCCAUGGAAGGGUGAGAGGUCCUAUAGCCCCAUUCCCAGGGUUGGCAGCCUUUUGGCCCUGCCCAGUUCCCUGAGGUCUACCCAAGAAGGACUGGUUUCAGCGUCUCUCUGAUCACCUUUUUCUCUGCCUACAGGAAGCCGACUGCUGGCAUGGAUGUUAUGGCUACAGGCCUGGCGGGUAGCAGCACCAUGUCCUGGUGCUUGUGUGUGCUACAAUGAGCCCAAGGUGACAACAAGUUGCCCCCAACAGGGCCUGCAGGCUGUGCCCACAGGCAUCCCAGCCUCUAGCCAGAGAAUCUUCCUGCACGGCAACCGCAUCUCUUACGUGCCGGCUGCCAGCUUCCACUCAUGCCGAAAUCUCACUAUCCUGUGGCUGCACUCUAACGCACUGGCCCGCAUUGAUGCCACUGCCUUCACUGGCCUGACCCUCCUGGAGCAACUAGACCUCAGUGACAAUGCACAGCUCCGUGCCGUGGACCCCACCACCUUCCACGGCCUGGGCCACCUGCACACGCUGCACCUAGACCGAUGCGGCCUACAGGAGUUGGGUUCCGGCCUGUUCCGUGGACUGACGGCUCUGCAGUAUCUCUACCUACAAGACAACAGUCUGCAGGCGCUGCCUGACAAUGCCUUCCGUGACCUGGGCAACCUCACACACCUCUUUCUGCACGGCAACCGUAUCCCCAGCGUGCCGGAGCACGCUUUCCGUGGUCUACACAGUCUUGACCGCCUCCUCUUACACCAGAAUCAUGUGACUCGUGUGCAUCCACACGCCUUCCAGGACCUUGGCCGCCUCAUGACCCUCUACCUGUUUGCCAACAACCUCUCCAUGCUACCUGCAGAGGUCCUAGUGCCCCUGAGGUCUCUGCAGUACCUGCGACUCAAUGACAACCCCUGGGUGUGUGACUGCCGAGCACGUCCACUCUGGGCCUGGCUGCAGAAGUUCCGAGGUUCCUCAUCAGAGGUGCCCUGCAGCCUGCCCCCACGCCUGGCUGGUCGUGAUCUUAAGCGCCUGGCUGCCAGUGACCUAGAGGGCUGUGUUGUGGCUUCAGGGCCCUUCCGUCCCUUCCAGACCACCCAACUCACUGAUGAGGAGCUGCUGAGCCUCCCCAAGUGCUGCCAGCCAGAUGGUGCAGACAAAGCCUCAGUGCUGGAGCCCGGGCGGCCAGCUUCUGCUGGUAAUGCCCUCAAGGGACGUGUACCUCCUGGUGACACUCCACCAGGCAAUGGCUCAGGCCCACGGCACAUCAAUGACUCUCCGUUUGGGACUUUGCCCAGCUCUGCAGAGCCCCCACUGACGGCUCUGCGGCCUGGGGGUUCUGAGCCACCGGGACUGCCCACCACUGGUCCUCGCAGGAGGCCAGGUUGUUCCCGAAAGAAUCGCACCCGCAGCCACUGCCGUCUGGGCCAGGCCGGAAGUGGAAGCAGUGGAGCUGGGGAAGCAGAGGGUUCAGGCGCCCUGCCUGCUCUGGCCUGCAGCCUUGCUCCUCUGGGCCUUGCACUGGUACUUUGGACAGUGCUCGGACCCUGCUGACCAGCCACCGGCCAUCAGGUGUGUGUACAUAUGGGGUCUCCCUCCAUGCCGCCAGCCAGAGCCAGGGACAGGUUCCGUGGGGCAGGCCAGGCCCUCCCUGACAGAUGCCUCCCCACCAGCCCACCCCCAUCUCCACCCCAUCAUGUUUACAGGGUUCCGGGGGUGGCGUUUGUUCCAGAACGCCGCCUCCCACCCGGAUCGCGGUAUAUAGAGAUAUGAAUUUUAUUUUACUUGUGUAAAAUAUUGGAUGACGUGGAAUAAAGAGCUUUUUCUUAA